Messenger RNA from Linum tenue, 453 nucleotides. NCBI's taxonomy places the organism in Eukaryota, Viridiplantae, Streptophyta, Magnoliopsida, Malpighiales, Linaceae. The record is from the annotation of a GenBank genome assembly.
CCACAUACAAGGGACGAGCUUGGAGAUCCAGAGCCUGUUCCCGGUGGCCAAGAUCUCGUUCCCCACCGAGAUCCGGUUAAUCUUGGUCUCCUGAUAAUACGGCUGCACGUUGGCGGCCACCCACUGGGCGGCGGCCCUGGCGUCCGCGAGAGCAGGGAUGUCGCCGUUGCCGACGGUUAUCGUGACCGUGACGUUGGUGUUGGCGAAGGCGUGUAUGAUGUCGGGAAUGACAUCGAAUAUCUUGACGCUGUCGAUGAUGGUCUGCGUCGUUAUGAACUGCGCCACCUGGGACGGCCGCGGGAGGUUGUUGGCUAUUGUUCCGUAGUUGACCCCGAUGGCGGAGGCGCCGGUGGAGAGGUAGAUGGCCACGGCGGAAACGAGGAGGAGGUAGAGCGGAGCCGUCGUCAUCGUGACGGCUGCCGGCGGCGUGGGAAUGUGAGGAGUUUGGUUCAA